Messenger RNA from Magnusiomyces paraingens, 831 nucleotides. RefSeq lists its product as uncharacterized. The record is from RefSeq and is a predicted model, not a curated record. The transcript has a single exon. Gene Ontology annotation, cellular component: preribosome, large subunit precursor. Gene Ontology annotation, biological process: maturation of 5.8S rRNA; maturation of LSU-rRNA. NCBI's taxonomy places the organism in Eukaryota, Fungi, Ascomycota, Dipodascomycetes, Dipodascales, Dipodascaceae. The coding region runs from base 1 to 831 and encodes 276 amino acids.
AUGCCACCAAAAGCUCAGUUAAAAUCAGCAAUGAAGAAAAGUGCGUUGAAGGCUAAGUCUGUUACAAAGAAGCCUCAACAAGCUCCUCGGAAGUCUCUGAAACGAACAGCCUCUGAAGUUGAAAAGGAAGAAGAAGAAGAAGAUAGUGAAGACGAGGAGAAGGACAAUGACGAUGAAAAAAAAGAGAAUAGCGAUGAAGAAGAAGAAGAAGAUGAUGAUGAUAGUGAUAAUGAUAAUGAUAAUGAUAAUGAUAAUGAUAAUGAGGAAGACGAAGACGAAGAUGAAGGAGAUGACGAACAAGAUGACGAAGAUCAAGAUGACGACUCCUCAGACGAGUCUUCACCCUCAGAUUACGAAGAUAUUACGGAAAUCGGGGGGCCUGUGCAAAAGAAACGCAAGAAAGAUAGUGAAGCAUUUUCCAAGGCUAUUACUGCAAUUCUGGGGUCCAAGAUCAAGGCCCAUGAUGUUAAGGAUCCGAUUUUAGUGCGUUCGAAAAAGACAGAAAAGCAACUUGAAGAAAAGAAGCUGGAAGCUAAGGCCAAACAUGCUCUGGCAGUCGAGAGACGCACAGCACAAGACAAGGAUCGUGUACGUAGCUUGAUGCCCAAAGAUGAAGCCAAGCUGCAUGCAUAUCUGGAGCAUGAAAAGGUUCUGCGCAAGACAGCGCAACGCGGUGUGGUGAAACUAUUUAACGCGAUUUUGGGAGCACAAAAGAAUACACAGGCGACGCUGGGAGCAGCCAAGCAAGGUAAGCUUGUCAAGACUGUGGAGAAGGAAGCAGCGACAGAUCUCUCCAAGGAACAAUUUUUGGACCUGAUACGGUCUGGUUAA